CGAGGUCGAUAACAGUGUAAACAGUAGUCCAGUCGUGUUUUUAUUUGUAAACAAGAAAAGAAUGUUAUGAAAUUUUAUUGUUAUGGCAACAUGCCUGACCACCACGACAAUUUAUUAAGUCAAAGAGACGAUUCAUACAUCACUGAAAGUGACAACAGCUUCAAAAGUCAUAACAGAUUGAGUAACAUCGAUCAUAGAAGAAGCCAGUAUAUACCAGACCAGUUUCACCCUAAUCAAGCAGAUUUUACUAUCCAUAAGGACCCAAAUCACAGUUUGUCUACAAGACAUGAUAAUUCAGAAAUACCAACUGCCAAUCAGAAAAAUAAACUCGACAUGGCACGACCGUUUAGUUUAAACAAACCGCCCGUCAAAAUGGACAAUCCAAACACGUAUCCACAAAACCAGAAAGAGGAAAUAGGUGCACACUGGCCUCCUGUGUCCGUACCUUCUCCCAGAAGUAGCAAAUCAGACAGAAAACGGCAUGAAGAGAUGUUAAGCAGAAGUAGUAGUACCAAUAAAUCACCACGACUCAGAAAACCAAGUACACCAUCAACGACACAACAUGCAAACCCAGUACAGCUACCAUGUGGGACGACACAUAGUAGCAGUAAUGCAGGCACUCAGAAUACACCUAGCAUGCUAAGUGAUGGACCAGUUUGUCGAAUCUGCCAUGAUGGUGAUCGAAUAGAGGUGCUUGUCUCCCCAUGUUAUUGCGCUGGUUCCGUUGGAUUGUUGCACGUGUCUUGUCUACAGAUGUGGCUCGGGUCCUCUAAUAAAACGUCGUGUGAAAUCUGCAACUUUAAAUUCACACUGCAAAAACGGGCAUGUCCGUUCUCACGGUUUCUGGCAAAUCCGGGUUCUGCUCGUGACAGACGGAAUAUGAUAUUGUACAUGUUGAAUAUAUUUCUGGUAACACCGUUGAUAAUCACCAUGGCGGGAGCACUGUGUUAUCAUGGCAAUAAAAUUCUGUCGGACAGACCUGUGGAGAGAUACGCUGUUAUAAGCUUAGGUGUUGCUUUAGUAUUAUCCUACAGCUUGGCUGCUAUGUUCUCCGUGAGGCAGAUUUGUUGGUUGUACAAAGAUUGGAAGAUGUUCCACCAAGAAGUUAUAUUAUUAUGUACUCCAAGUGACAGACCAAAACAAGAUACUGAUAAUGUAAAAGGACAAAGUGCAACUCAAAUAUCAGGUAGUGUCGGUUCUCGGUCGACAUUGGGAAGCAUCAAACUGCAAAAAAUUAAGGUGAGUGUAACAGGUCGUAUGGCAAGGUACAAAUUACGACAGUAUCAAGGAGCAUCUGCAACACCGACAACAACAACAACAGCACAGAAUACAAAAGGACCUCAGAGAACAUCAGACUUUUCCAGCGAUCAUAGUCACAAAAACAGAAUGCAUAGUCGUUCCAGACAUUCAAUGUCACCAAUAAAUCACAAGAAAAUACCGGAUCAAAAUAGUCAUUUCCAGCGUCAACCAAGUGAACCUCGUUCAAGAAGGAGUUACAGUGGAGAAAAAACAAACACAUCAAAAGAUGGGAGCUAUCUCCGUUGUAAUACUGGAGAGCAUGUUGGGGAGCAUACUGGAGAGCAUGCUGUAGAGCAUACUGGAGAGCAUGCUGGAGUUUCACAUUUAGGUCAUCAGAGUGAUAGACAUCGUCGGCAUUCUAGUCAAUAUAGUUCAGUACCUACUUGCAAUAAAGAUAGUCAUCACCAGACACCUCUUAGAAGGUUAGAUGAAUCUGCAGAAAGAAGAUUUUAUAAAGGGGAAGAGGACAGUGGUGCAAGAAAUUUACCAAAAGGAUCAAGAAUAACGACAGACCCUCCUGCAUAUAUUGAUGGGAACAGAAAUGCAGGACGAUUAGAAAAAGCCGACUUAAAACUAAUGCACACACGAGAUGCAGAUAAAAUAUUCAGUCGUGGAGGAAGCCCGUCUGACGAUGACAGCUUGCAUAUGAAUUUACCGUACGACGAUUUCGUAACGAAAUGGAUCAAUGAUCAAAAGAACAUACUAGGCACAAAGAACAAACAGUUAAUAGAACAUCGAGAUGCUAGAGUAAUGUGCCAAUCAAACGCUCGUGAAGAAGUUUUAUGUGAAGCUGUUCAGUCUAAUUCUGAAGUUUUUGAAAAAUGUAACACUCCUGGCCCAAUACAAAACACUGUCACAGCUAUAGAACAUGAAGAAGCUUGUAGUUCCAACCAACUGUCUGACACUUUAAAGCGGGCCAGGAGUUGCAUUGAAAAGUCAGACUUUACAGUCAGUGCACCUGUCCCGUUAACAACUCAUGCGUCUUAUACGACAUAUUCAGCGUACACUGGCCAUAUUGAAGUAGAUUCUGAUGAUCCAAAUAAUAUAAAAACCAAGUUCUCGAAAAAGUACAAGACUUGAAAUUGUCUAGAAAUACCUAGAAUUUUUCUGUUGUUAAUAAGAUAACUUGCCAGCGCCUCUGGUAGUUGAAAUGAAAUUAAAUGUUGUUUUAUUUUAGUUCAAAUGAACAUACGCCAAAUAUUGUUGCUUAUUAAAUGUUGUUUUAUUUUAGUUCAAAUGAACAUACGCCAAAUAUUGUUGUUUAUUUAUCUUGAUUGUUGUUCUUCGUUAUUGAAGUUUUCAAUUAUUAAAUCUCGUUUUUUGUAUGUCAUUACAUAUAUGUAUGCUUUGAAA
Ruditapes philippinarum (Manila clam) is the source of this 2652-nucleotide messenger RNA. RefSeq lists its product as uncharacterized. The transcript has 9 exons. Gene Ontology annotation, biological process: protein ubiquitination. Bases 67 to 2379 code for a protein of 770 amino acids. NCBI's taxonomy places the organism in Eukaryota, Metazoa, Mollusca, Bivalvia, Venerida, Veneridae. The record is from RefSeq and is a predicted model, not a curated record. Gene Ontology annotation, molecular function: zinc ion binding; ubiquitin-protein transferase activity.